CCUGUUGGGCCCAGCGCUCUCUGAAUCGUGGGGGUGGGUGGGUUUUGCGGGCGCUGAAACGCCCAUGGACCCCGCCUCCCGCUCCAGCGGUGGCACAUCUGGCUGCCCACGUGACUCGUCUGGUCCCUUAAGUGACUAGCCGGAGUAGGCAGCUGUCACCAUAACAACCGAAUCUGAAGGGGGAGCCAGUCCUUCGUAGCCCCCCCCCCCGCCCCCAGAUAGGAAAGAAGUGAGGCUGGGUCGGAGCGGGGUAUCGAAGGGACCAUGCUCCAGCAGCUGCGGCUGAACGAGAGCGGGGACAAAAGUGGGUGCAGUCCAAGGAAAUAUCCACCCUCUUGCACUGCCUAGGCAAGGUAAAGUCAAUGGAGUGAGCCAGGCAGAAGUAGGAGGGGUGAAAGAGAAGGAGAAGGGAGCGAGACUACGUGGGUGGGGUGGGGGAUAAUAGAGACACAAAAGGAGAAGCAGAACCAAGAAGGAGGAAUCGUGGAGCGGGGUGGGAAUUACCGAGGGAAUCAACCUGAGCUCCCUCGGGGAGGGAAGCAGCUCUCCUCCACCCUGUUAGUCCAGGAGGCAGCCGCUCCCCAUUCAUUUCCCACACCAGCCAGGGCGAUGUGGACCAAGCUCAGAUAAAGGCACCAUCUAUGAGCAAGAGGAGACAAAGGGGGAUUCUCGGUCCAAAGUGACAGCAAGAGGGAAGAAGACGAGGACGAAGGACUAGGAGAGGGAGGGGAGACCCAGCCCCUGCUCCCCUCCCCCCCCACACCCCGCCCUGGCCAUCGGCACAAACCCACAGAGCCCUCCAACUGCUGUCACCUUCCAGCUAUUGGUUGCCUUUUGAUGCCAUGGGGAACAGCUUCUCCAGCAUCCCAGCACUGCCAAGGGGCAACCCGAGCCGGUUCCACAGGGUCCAUCAUCAGCAUCUCAAAGACUCCAUAGGUGGACCCUUUCCUGCAUCCUCUCACCGAUGCCAUCACAAGCAAAAGCAUUGUCUGCCCAUUCCACAGUGCGGAGCACUCUCAGUCAGCCCACUGCUGUUCCACCCCCACACCAAGGGAUCGCAGAUCAUCAUGGACACCACACAGAAGGCAGUCAAGCGGCAGGCAAGCUUCUGCAAUGCAAUCACUUUCAGCAACAGGCCGAUAGUUAUCUAUGAGCAAGUCAGGCUCAAGAUCACAAAGAAACAGUGCUGUUGGAGUGGGGCUCUUCGACUUGGUUUUACUUCCAAAGAUCCCUCCAGGAUUAACCCAGAAACCCUGCCCAAAUAUGCAUGUCCAGAUCUGGUUUCUCAGAGUGGAUUCUGGGCCAAGGCCCUCCCAGAAGAAUUUGCAAAUGAAGGAAACAUCAUAGCAUUUUGGGUAGACAAAAAGGGACGUGUUUUUUAUCGGGUUAAUGACUCUGCUGCCAUGUUGUUCUUCAGUGGUGUGAGGACCACCGAACCACUCUGGGCUUUGAUUGAUGUGUAUGGACUCACACGUGGAGUACAGCUACUAGACAGUGAAAUUAUUCCUCCUGAUUGCCUCCGUCCAAGAUCCUUCACAGCCAUCCGCCGUCCUUCACUGCGCAGAGACACUGAGGACACCCGGCUGUCUGUGAGCCUAUGUGACCUCAACCUCCAGGAGGAGAACUUCCAUGUCAUGGCUGCCAUGUGUCCUAUCCCUCAGAACUCCCUCAACUCUCAACAUUCCCAUCUCCUCCCAUCCCAGCUUGAAAGCGACCUCCGUUUCCAUCAGCUAAGGGGAGCCCAUAUUAAAAUUCUGGAUGACCAGACUGUGGCCCGUCUGGAACAUGCUCGGGAAGAGAGAACUUUGGUUUUCACCAGCAGACCACUUAGAAUCAAUGAAACUAUAUUUGUGAAAAUUAAUAAAUCCAACACUUCACGUACUGGGACUCUCUCUUAUGGGGUAACCACUUGUGAUCCUAGCACCCUGAGGCCCAGUGACCUUCCUUAUAAUCCAGAGUCUUUAGUUGAUAGAAAAGAGUUCUGGGCAGUUUGUAGAGUUUUGGUACCUCUCCAGAGUGGAGACAUUUUGGGAUUCAUGGUGAAUUCAGAAGGUGAACUGCAUUUGAGCCACAAUGGAGCAAGCACUGGCAUGCAGGUCUGCGUGGACUGUUCCCAGCCACUGUGGAUGUUCUUUGGUUUACAUGGAGCAGUGAUGCAAAUCCGUGUCCUGGGUUCUACUCUCCUAGCAGAGCGCUGGGGUCCAUCUGCACCAAGCUCGCCCACCUCAUCUCCAAACUCACCCUCCAUCCUCUGCAGUGGCGUUUCUGACCCUAUUCUGAGUACCUGUGGUUCUGGCCCUCUUGGCAGCUCAAUCAGUGGCACUGCUCCAAACUCUCCCGUCAGCAUGCCCGAGUCCCCUCUUUCCCCCUCCAUCUCAGGGUCCUGGAACGAUGAGUGUACCAUCUGCUACGAGAACAUGGUAGACACCGUCAUUUACUCCUGUGGACAUAUGUGCCUGUGCUACACAUGUGGGCUCAAACUCAAGAAGAUGGCCAAUGCCUGUUGUCCUAUCUGCAGACGUGCCAUCAAGGACAUCAUCAAGACCUAUCGCAGCACCUAGAGCAGCAUGGCAGAAAGGGUGGGGGCUGGGGAGAUACUCUUUAUGAACUGAACAAGACCAGGGGCGGGGGAAAGGGUUGUUCUAGCUGUCCUUUCCCCCAUCCUUAUAUGCAUAGCCCAUUCAGAACACCACCACUCAUGGGCAAAUUCGAGAUUUGAGGCUGAUGAUUUCUUCCUUCCUUGGCACAUAGCAAAGAGACAUCACUUACACAGAUAUGCAGCUGGCAAGAAAAGUUGGAUCUCAUGCCUUCCCCCCUUUCCUUGCCUUUUUGCUUAGACAGACAUUGCAAGAAGCAAGUGAGGAAGGGAUGCAAAAUAACCACAUUUUGCUUAGGCAUGUUCGCAGUUACCUUAUGUCAAUGCGUUCAAAAUUUAAGAACUAAGUGGAGCAGAAAAGGAUCAAUCUCUGACAGCUUUCCAAACAGCCACACAUGCACAUCAGUGGCAGCUGGACUCCACUCCUCACCCCAUGGGUAGGCGGCAUACGUUCAUGCUAAGGAAUGCUGUUCUUGGUUGCUGCUUCUGCACUGUGCUGCCCACAGGAGGCUGUUGUUCAUGAGCAGCCUUCAAGUUAUAUUUUCUACGCAUUCUUCCUUCCUUUCCCUCUCCAGCCUGCUACUUGCCCCCUGCCCUUGCCAGCAGCUCUACAGGAUGAACAAUCCACCUUCAUCUUCUGCAUUUUUUUAAAGCAUUGAUCCAGGUGGCUGCUUUCAAUGGUCAAAAGGAUCAAUUCCUAUCUGCUUUCUAAAAAUUAUGGAGCACAUUAUAGAAGCCAUAAGGAAGAUGGUCUACAAAGGCUUUUCAUUAGGAGACUGAACACAGGUCUGGGUUUUGAAGGAAAGUAGAAUCACUGAUAAUUUAAGAACUCUUGGCCAAAUUGAAAGUUUGCCACAGAGCUUGAUUAUUUAGUUAUAAAAAAAACAGAGAUCACGAUCCGAAAUGGUUCACUUUACUUUUCUUUCUUUCUUUCUCUUUUUCUUUCUUUCUUUGGUUGUUUGAAUGAAUGAGUGAAUGAAGGAUUUUUAAAGCACGCUUCCCAUCAUGUGAAAGACAAUGGUCUUGCGUCUCUUGGUCCUACCACUGUGAAUAUGUCUGGUGUAACUGAAUUUUUGGUGUUUCCCUCGGUGUCUUACUGCAGUUGAUUAUGCCAUGAUGGACAAGCACAAGGCCUCAUUCUUCCAUAAUCCAUUGUUUUCUCAGUUCCAUUUGACAAAGACCCAGACUAAUCUGAAACACAUCAUCACCUUGCUCCAAGUGUGUUCACCAGCUGCACAAUGCUUUCAAGCAUCACUGUUGACAGAAACUGACAAGUCUCACAUCCCCAACCAAGGGCUGGACUCUGAGCUACAACUACACACCAUCAUGCUAGAUAGAAAACUGAUGAGGGCUUAAAUGCAAGGAGUCAGAAGGGCAGGGUGGGUUUCUGAAAGGGGGACCUUUUGGUUUCACCAAGUCAUGUCAUUCUACAUGCGUACCAUCAAGGUUAUAGAUAGUCAAAGGAGAAGGCCUAUCAUCUUUAAAUGCUACUUUCAAAAGAUAGGGAACCAGGGCAAGACAUUUCUAAGAAACUGCCUUUACCGAAAAAGAAAGGAGAACUCUAUGACAGAGGUACUUGCAGGCAGGUAAUUGUGGAUUGGACUAGGCUUUCCCAUCCUUGUAGUCCACAUAUAUGGCUUUAGUGUACUGGUCCCUGUAUAGGGGUUGCAGGACUACAUGGUUCCGUGCUCAAUGAGAUCUCAUUUGGGAGGGAAAAGCUGGUGCAUUUUUUUUAACAGCUCCCACUCUGAUAUUACAGGCUUUAACUCAGGAGUCAACACAGGACCAUCAGGACAGACUUUCAGAUGUAUAGUCAUAAGAGAGUCACCUCUUGCCAUUUACAUUGUGUGUUACCUAAUAUGUAGUCAAAUUCUCGGCUAAAAGUGCCUCUCCCUUUGGGCCUGCUUGCAAGACCAUCUGGGCAUGUGGCUUUUUCAUGAGAAAACCCUGCCUACAUUCGCCCUCAGCCUGUGUGAAAUUCAUCAGCCUCCAGGGUCCUGUGCAGGUUCUGGAAUGUGACUGCAAGUGUCACUGUGAAGGUUUGCCUUCAGCCAACUCCACAUAGGCUAGCUGGCAGCAUACGUAGGCUUUUCAAGCACUUUGGCUGUAGUUAUCAUGCACUUAGACCCUUAGAAUGGCCACGCAUCAUGUACAAUUGGGUAGGCUACACUCUAGCAGUUCAGUGAAUGCCAAUCCUUGCAUGGAUGAAAUGUGUCCUGGCUAGAAAGGAGAGCCUCAGUUUAUUAUUAUUAUUAUUAUUUUACAUUUAUAUCCCGCUCUUCCUCCAAGGAGCCCAGAGCGGUGUACUACAUCCUUGAGUUUCUCUUUCACAACAACCCUGUGAAGUAGGUUAGGCUGAGAGAGAAGUGACUGGCCCAGAGUCACCCAGCUAGUUUCAUGGCUGAAUGGGGAUUUGAACUCGGGUCUCCCCGGUCCUAGUCCAGCACUCUAACCACUACACCAUGCUGGCUCUCAUUUUCUGGCUCUCACAGCAUACGCACACUCUAAGCUUGUCCCAGAGGAACGGACAGCUGCCCAACCACCACCACUAGGUGGUGGUGCUCAUCUGUGCUUGUCUAUUUCUAAACAAAUUAAGAGCUCACCAUCAGCAUGCACCUGGAAGCCUUCAGUGUGAAGCACUUGCAGAGCGUUUUUUAAAGAGAGAGGAAUUACUACUCCCCUCCUUAUCUAUGGUUUAAGGGAACAUUAUGUAAAGAGGCAACCAUCCACCUUGCCACAGUCCAUGACAAGCUGGAUGGCAAAAGUUACUGUAUACCACUCAGCUCAGGAGUCCCCUCGGGGACAUCACAAGACCGUUGGAGCCAGGCUAUGGCAAGCCUCCUCUGCAGUACCAAUUGCCCAUUGAGUUCCCAGAGCAAGUAGCCUAAAAUGUGUGCCUGUUGUCUUUCUAUUGUUCUAUAGCAGGGCUGCUCAACUUUGGCCCUCCUGCAGAUGUUGGCCUACAAUUCCCAUAAUCUCUGGCUAUUGGUCACUGUUGCUGGGGAUUGUGGGAGUUGUAGUUCAGAAACAGCUGGGGCACCUAAGUGGAGCAGGCCUGUUCUAUAGAAAGCACUGGGCAUAAGUAGCUAAGAGAAUUAUAGCCUUUGGCUGCAGUCCUGUUCCUAGUUUGGUAGGGAUAAGUUAUGUUGAAAGCAGUGGGAUUUGCAUCUGAGGAAACCUAUCUCAGAUCAGGCUCUAGUUCUUCUGCAAAGGCCACAUCAGCCCCAGCCUCUUUUACUGGGAUCAGAUACAAAACAAAAGAUACAGGCCACAGUCGAGGGCCAAGUCACGCAGCAAGUUGACUGUGGGUUUAGGACUGCUGAAGGUAACCGUGGAUUAGGGCAGGGGUAGAAAGGUCAUUUUCACAGAAUUGCACUGUUUUCCUAUUUUGAGGAUUAUCGCAUCCACAGGGGAAAAGCCCAUACUCUUUAGAAAAUGAAAUAAAAGCAGCAAUAGUGUUAGGAGAGCCAGAUGCCUGAACUAUUGUAACAAGAAGAGCACCACCUGGGUGGAUCAGAUUUUGCCAGUAAGUAUUUGCAAUUCUCUAGGAUGUAUUUUAACAAAAGAAAGCUCCAUUCCCACAUUUCUUAUUGGCCAAUAUUCUAUGGAAACAAACAGCCUGAGCCUGUCUUGGAAUGAUAUUUUUCCUAGUUAAAAUGCUGUUUUUUUGUUUAUGCUGCUAUUGUGCAUGGGAGAAAAAUAUUGGCUUAAGAGAAUAUAUUUGUAGAGAAUGCAUUUAUUAAACCCCCUUUUGCCAUUACUUCUACAGGAGCACACUCCCUAUUUUACAUACAACAUAAUAGCCUCUGUUGACCUGAAACAUUGCAGGUUUUGUAUCUCAAAACCUAUAUGACUAAAAGCCUUUAUAGCCUGACACUAGGGUCCUAAUCCAGCACUUAACAUGCUGUCAACAUUGUAUGUCAGUCAACAUGCACCUACCCAUGGUAGUUGUUAGUAUAGUCAACACUGGCAGACCCAGACACGUCUUAGAGGGAGAGGCAAGAAGAUGGGUCUGGAUCAGUCCAUUUCCUCUCUCCCCUCGUACAACUGGAUAUUUCAGUUGUAGAACUACACCGGACCUCUGUCAGGGUCUGUGCAGACUGGAACCAAGAAGGGGAAUCUUGUGUACGGCUCUGGAUGGCAAUAUCUGAAAGCAGGAAUUGCAAAAGGAUCACUCAUUUAGCCAUCAUUGCUGUACACUUGUUCCAUGCAUAGACUGUCCCUGCUGGCUCAGGGCUCUUACAUGAAAUGCCAAGUUCCCCCUAUAAUGCACAAGCGUCAUCAAAUGUGGUUCUCUGCUGCUUCCUGUAACCUGAUUUUUGUUAUUAGAGCUGAUCAGGUAAUGGUGGGCUGGAAUAUCUCCAAAACAAAAAAUGUUUCCUUGCAUCACUGUCUUGUUAUGGUUGCUGGAUGCAGCUUCUGCAAAAACCACCACCCUGACACGUGAUUUAACUGCUUUCCCUCUCCUCCCUAUCCCAGCACCAAUACAGGUUUUGUUUCACAGGUUGAACGACUUGACAAAAGGUUACUUGUUGGUUUUUUUGGGUUUUUUUGUUAACCCAGCCUGUUCCUAAUUCUUUGUUUACAAAUAAAAUCAAGUGGUUAAAUUACUUUAUUCAAUAAGAUGUCAUCAUUUCCAGGAGCAAGGUCCUGCAACCAUAACUAGGUUGUGAUGGAAGGAAAGACCUUUGUUUUGACUUGAAAACAUCCCAGCCCAUUUGCUUUUCAGCUAAAAAGGGAAAAAAAAAAUGAUCGGUGCUAGUAAGAAAAACUGGGUAGAAGUGAUGCAACAGUGGCCCCAGACUAUGCAUGUGCUAGGAAGUGGGAGAAAACAGCAGCAGCAGCUAACCCAUGUGAAAGGGGAAUGAAGUGGAAAAUGUAUAACACAAGUCAAGCUUGUUGGGAAACCUUAAAUAUUGCAGUUUAUUUGUCCAAACAAGCAUCGGACAGCCAGGUAAUGCCUUGGCCCUUCUGCUUUGCAGUUCAGCUGCUGUUUGAGGACCAUUGGUGUCAUUUGAACUGCAGAGCUGAUGAUCAUGCUGCUCUCAAAUUUGACUUGGUUCAAGUGUGUGUGGGUUAGGGUUUCCCUGAGCUCAAGUCUUUUCACCGACAGAUGAUCAAGAUUUUCUUCCACCAAGCACAGGGCUCUCCUCUUCCUCCCUGCUCCCAACAGCAUGGUUUUGCACAUGCAAGUUCAGAUGCAGAAGGCCACUUUAUACACAAAAGCUCUAUUUGUGCAAACAGAACUCUGGCCUAGGAUGGCACUUGGGAAUAGUGUGCAAGAGGGAACAUUCUCUUUCCAUUCACAAAGUUUUGGGAUGGGCAUAUCUUUAUUGAGGACCAAACUUACCAGCAAAAGCUAAAAAAGAAGAAGGGCAAGGCUCUUCACGCAGGAAAGGAGUGUUUCAAUAGGAGCAGGAACACCAUUGGAGGGUUGUUUCAUUUUCUCUGUGUUCGCAUGUAGGAUUCAGAGUUCAUGUGAAUCAAUGUCAUUGAAAUGAAAAAUUUAUCUUUUAAUUGCUUUAUUUAAAAAAGGUUUUGUGUUCUGUUUAUAUUAAAAAAGAUUUACAUCCAGUGUGACAAUUGGAUAACUGUGAUUGUGAAUAAAGUUGAUUUAGGUAUCCCA
This is a messenger RNA of Hemicordylus capensis (graceful crag lizard), 8222 nucleotides long. It is a transcript of the gene NEURL1, whose product is annotated as neuralized E3 ubiquitin protein ligase 1. The transcript has 6 exons. The record is from RefSeq and is a predicted model, not a curated record. Gene Ontology annotation, molecular function: ubiquitin protein ligase activity. NCBI's taxonomy places the organism in Eukaryota, Metazoa, Chordata, Lepidosauria, Squamata, Cordylidae. Gene Ontology annotation, cellular component: plasma membrane; postsynaptic density. The coding region runs from base 843 to 2561 and encodes 572 amino acids. Gene Ontology annotation, biological process: negative regulation of Notch signaling pathway; nervous system development.